Molecule: messenger RNA, 1377 nt
Organism: Brugia malayi
Lineage: Eukaryota; Metazoa; Nematoda; Chromadorea; Rhabditida; Onchocercidae
Gene: Bma-nft-1
Exons: 9
Coding region: 1-1377 (458 amino acids)
Biological process (GO): nucleobase-containing compound metabolic process
Molecular function (GO): hydrolase activity, acting on carbon-nitrogen (but not peptide) bonds, in linear amides; bis(5'-adenosyl)-triphosphatase activity
Source: RefSeq, a predicted model, not a curated record
AUGCCUGGCUGUACAUUACUAAGCACCGCUAUCCGUCGUCAGUUUUCGACACUAAUGAACGAAAAGCGUUCACUGAUUGCUGUUUGUCAGUUAACGGCGACAAAUGACUUGGAAGCUAAUUUCGAAGUUGCGAAAUGCAUGAUGAAGCGUGCUAAAGAGCGCAAGGCGAAGAUGGUUUUCUUCCCGGAGUGUUUCGAUUAUGUCGGAGAAAGUCGUAACGAGAUUGAAGCACUGGCUUUAAGUGAGAACGACGAUUAUAUCAGUCGGUAUCGAACUUGUGCCAAAGAAUAUGGACUUUGGCUCAGUUUGGGUGGAUUUCACCAAAAGGAUCCUGCUGGAUUACGGAAACCUUUUAAUACUCAUAUUAUCGUGGAUGACAGUGGAAAAACUCGUGGUAUCUACAGGAAACUUCAUCUCUUCGAUUUAGAUAUCCCUGGGAAAGUGCGCCUAGUAGAAAGCGAAUUUUCAAGUCGUGGGGAUGAAAUUUCGAAGCCAGUUUGUACACCUGUGGGAAAUGUCGCCAUGUCCAUUUGUUACGAUUUGCGGUUUGCUGAAUUGGCAUUAUGGUAUCGUAUGAAUGGAGCCCAUGUUUUGACAUACCCAUCGGCUUUCACUGUUGAUACUGGUUGUGCACACUGGGAAAUCUUGCUAAGGACAAGAGCUGUCGAAACGCAGUGUUAUGUUGUUGCUGCAGCUCAGACUGGCAAGCAUAAUGAUAAAAGGUCAUCAUAUGGUCAUGCAAUGGUUGUUGAUCCUUGGGGUGCAGUUGUUGCUCAGUGUUCAGAAACUAUAGACGUAUGCUUUGCUGAAAUAUCAUUAAAUUAUCUCGAUGAAGUACGAAAACUGCAACCUGUUUUCGAACACCGUCGUUCUGAUUUGUAUUCGUUGAUAGUGGUACAGGGAAACGAAAUCGGAAAUAAAGCGUAUAUGUUCGGUAGUCACAGUGUUCCGCCCGAGCACGUUUUUUAUCGGAGUACCUACACAUUCUGCUUUGUGAAUCGGAGUCCUGUACUCCCCGGACAUGUGCUAGUCUGUCCAGUCAGGAAUGUGAAACGGCUCACUGAAUUAAGUCAUACUGAAACUUCCGAUUUAUUCAUAACUGCAAAAAGAAUACAAACAAUGCUAGAAGACUACUAUAAAGCAACAUCUUCGACUGUUUGCGUUCAGGAUGGUCCUGAAGCAGGACAGACUGUUUCGCAUGUACACGUACACAUACUUCCUCGCAAAAAAAAUGAUUUUGGCAGCGAUCCAGAUAAUAUUUAUCGUGAAUUAGCAGAUCAUGAUAAAAUCGGGAAAAAGAGAUUUCGGAAUAAGGAAGAAAUGCAGAAUGAAGCCAAUGUAUACCGAUGUUUAUUGGUUAAUGGAGAAGCCGAGUGA